AUGUUUCGGAACGCUCUCCGACAGUCCACGCGCGCCGUGGGCGCCGUCUCUGCCGCCGGCAGGAUCGCCGCGGUCCGAAAUGCCGCACCCGCCGCCAUCAAUGUUCAGGCUCGAUCCUACGCCGCCGACGCCAAACCCGCGCCGACUGAGGUCUCGUCCAUACUCGAACAGCGAAUCCGCGGCGUCCAGGAAGAGUCCGGUCUCGCCGAGACGGGCCGCGUUCUCUCUGUCGGUGACGGUAUUGCCCGUGUGCAUGGCUUGACCAACGUCCAGUCCGAGGAGCUCGUCGAGUUCGCCUCUGGCGUCAAGGGCAUGUGCAUGAAUCUCGAGGCCGGCCAGGUCGGUGUCGUCUUGUUCGGCUCCGACCGUCUUGUCAAGGAGGGCGAGACCGUCAAGCGAACCGGUGAAAUCGUGGACGUUCCCGUUGGCCCUCAAAUGCUUGGCCGUGUCAUCGAUGCUCUGGGUAACCCCAUCGACGGCAAGGGUCCCAUCAAGACCACGGAGAAGCGCCGUGCCAUGCUCAAGGCCCCGGGCAUUCUGCCCCGCAAGUCUGUCAACCAGCCGGUGCAGACCGGCUUCAAGUCGGUCGACGCCAUGGUUCCCAUCGGCCGUGGCCAGCGUGAGCUGAUCAUCGGUGACCGUCAAACCGGCAAGACGGCCGUCGUCCUCGACACCAUCCUUAACCAGAAGCGAUGGAACAACGGCAACGACGAGGAGAAGAAGCUCUACUGUGUCUACGUCGCCGUCGGCCAGAAACGAUCCACCGUCGCCCAGCUCGUCAAGACGCUCGAGGAGAACGACGCCAUGAAGUACUCCAUUGUCGUCGCCGCCACCGCCUCCGAGGCCGCCCCUCUGCAGUACCUUGCUCCCUUCACCGGGGCUUCUGUAGGUGAGUACUUCCGAGACACGGGCAAGCACUCGCUGGUCGUCUAUGACGAUCUGUCGAAGCAGGCCGUUGCCUACCGUCAGAUGUCACUGCUGCUGCGCCGCCCCCCCGGCCGUGAGGCGUACCCCGGUGACGUCUUCUACCUGCACUCGCGUCUGCUGGAGCGUGCCGCCAAGCUCAACAAGGACCACGGCGGUGGCUCCAUGACGGCCCUGCCCAUCAUCGAGACCCAGGGCGGUGACGUGUCUGCCUACAUCCCCACCAACGUCAUUUCCAUCACCGACGGCCAGAUCUUCCUUGAGUCCGAGCUGUUCUACAAGGGUAUCCGACCCGCCAUCAACGUCGGUCUGUCCGUGUCUCGUGUCGGAUCCGCCGCCCAGCUCAAGGCCAUGAAGCAAGUCGCUGGCUCCCUGAAGCUCUUUUUGGCCCAGUACCGUGAGGUUGCUGCCUUUGCUCAGUUUGGUUCCGAUCUCGAUGCCGCCACCAAGCAGACCCUGUCCCGAGGUGAACGCUUGACCGAGCUCCUCAAGCAGAAGCAGUACUCUCCCAUGGCCGUCAACGAGAUGGUUCCCCUCAUCUUCGCCGGUGUCAACGGGUAUCUCGACCCGAUCCCCGUCAACAAGGUUCUGCAGUGGGAGGCCGACUACCUCUCCCACCUGAAGGCCAACGAGUCUGAGCUGCUGGCAACUCUUGACAAGGAGGGCUCCAUCAGCAAGGAGACCGAGGCCAAGCUAAAGGAGAUUACCCCGGCGUUCAUCAAGAGCUUCCUCGGCUAA
Messenger RNA from Hirsutella rhossiliensis, 1662 nucleotides. Its product is annotated as ATP synthase alpha/beta family, nucleotide-binding domain-containing protein. Gene Ontology annotation, molecular function: ATP binding; proton-transporting ATP synthase activity, rotational mechanism; ADP binding. The transcript has 7 exons. Lineage: Eukaryota; Fungi; Ascomycota; Sordariomycetes; Hypocreales; Ophiocordycipitaceae. Gene Ontology annotation, biological process: proton transmembrane transport; proton motive force-driven ATP synthesis. The record is from RefSeq and is a predicted model, not a curated record. The coding region runs from base 1 to 1662 and encodes 553 amino acids.